GUAACGAGACCAUUAACACGAUGCCGGAAAAGAUCUUGGACGACAUCUCUCAUCGCCGAUACAAUCCACUGCGGGGUACAUGGCUGCUGGUUUCCCCCCACCGCACGAAGAGACCAUGGCAAGGACAACAAGAAGCUGCGUCGAAGAUUACCCUCCCUGAAUACGAUCCAUCGUGCUAUCUCUGUCCCGGAAACAAGCGGGCGCAAGGGGAUUUGAACCCACAAUACAAGAGUACAUUCGUCUUUGUCAAUGACUACAGUGCAGUAAAGGAGGAACAAGCGGAAUACAAGCAACAAGGGGAUCCAAAUGAUCUCUCAAACCUCCUCCUCCGCGCCGACCCCGUCACAGGAAAAUGCUACGUUAUAACUUUCUCGCCAUCGCACAAUCUCACUCUCGCAGACCUGACACCGAACGAAAUUCUCCCCGUAAUCCAAACAUGGACACAAAUAUAUACAGCACAUCUCUCCCCCAAGUCACCCCUGGCAGCUGUCUCCAAACCCUCCACUAUAGCACCAGCAAGCAAUUCUAUAUCUGCGCCUAAUGCCCAGUACAGAUGGAUGCAGAUCUUUGAAAAUAAAGGCGCGGCAAUGGGCUGCUCCAACCCACAUCCUCAUGGUCAGAUAUGGACAACUACCGGUCUGCCAGAGGAGCCCUCCCAAGAACUCGAACAGCUGAAGAAAUACCGACGCGAGCACAACGGUAAGAGCCUAUUAGGAGAUUACGCCAAGCUUGAAAUGGAGAAGAAAGAGCGGAUCGUAUUCCAGAAUACGAGCUUUUUGGUCGUCUGUCCUUGGUGGGCAAUCUGGCCGUUCGAAGUCAUGAUCAUAAGUAAGGAGCAUAAACGAGCACUGGUGGAUUUAGACGAUGGUGAGAAAUUAGAUUUUGCUGAGGCAAUUGCGGAGGUUACAAGAAGAUAUGAUAAUCUGUUCGAGACGAGUUUCCCUUACAGUUCGGGAAUCCAUCAAGCACCGCUUGAAGGAACAGACGAGGAAAUCGAAGCGAGCCAUUUCCAUAUGCACUUCUAUCCUCCGCUUCUCAGGAGUGCUACCGUUAGAAAGUUCCUGGUCGGUUACGAGUUGAUGGCGGAGCCACAGCGGGAUAUCACACCUGAGCAAGCAGCUGCUAGAUUGAGGGAUUGUGGCGGGGAACUUUACAGGAAGCAUCUGAAAUAA
Amorphotheca resinae ATCC 22711 is the source of this 1172-nucleotide messenger RNA. RefSeq lists its product as hypothetical. The coding region runs from base 21 to 1172 and encodes 383 amino acids. Gene Ontology annotation, biological process: beta-D-galactose catabolic process via UDP-galactose, Leloir pathway. The transcript is spliced from 5 exons. Lineage: Eukaryota; Fungi; Ascomycota; Leotiomycetes; Helotiales; Amorphothecaceae. The record is from RefSeq and is a predicted model, not a curated record. Gene Ontology annotation, molecular function: UDP-glucose:hexose-1-phosphate uridylyltransferase activity; zinc ion binding. Gene Ontology annotation, cellular component: cytoplasm.